CGGACAGAUUUUCAAACCGGACCUGCAAGAAGUCGGAGUGCUAAUCAUACCGCACUAAGCUAACAAACGUCCCGUGAUUGCCGUUGAAGCAGCCGUUAAAGCAGCCGUUAGCUCCGAGGAGACCAGCCUGGUGAAGCAGAGAUGCCCAAAAAGAAAACCGGUGCCCGUAAAAAGGCAGAGAGCCGGAAAGAGCGAGAGAAACAGAGCCGAGCCAACCGGGAUGUUGUCGAUGUGGCCAAACACCCCUGUAACGCCAACAUGGAAUGUGACAAGUGUCAGAGGAAACAGAAGAACAGAGCUUUCUGCUACUUCUGUAAUGCAGUACAGAAGCUGCCUGUCUGUGCUCAGUGUGGCAAAACCAAGUGCAUGAAGUCAUCAGACUGUGUUGUCAAACAUCCUGGGAUCCACAGCACUGGGAUGGCCAUGGUGGGGGCAGUGUGUGACUUCUGUGAAGCUUGGGUGUGCCAUGGCAGGAAAUGUUUGAGCACUCAUGCCUGCGUGUGUCCUCUGACUGAUGCAGACUGCAUCGAGUGUGAACGCAGUGUCUGGGAUCAUGGAGGGCGAAUCUUCCGUUGUUCCUUUUGUCAAAACUUCCUGUGUGAGGAUGAUCAGUUUGAGCACCAGGCAAGCUGCCAAGUCCUCCAGGCAGAGACAUACAAAUGUGUUUCCUGUAAUAGACUGGGGCAACACUCCUGCCUGCGCUGUAAGGCCUGUUACUGUGAUGAUCACGCCAAGAGUAAGGUCUUCAAACAGGAGAAAGGCAAAGCUCCACCCUGCCCCAAGUGUGGUCACGAGACCCAGGAGACCAAAGACCUCAGCAUGUCCACUCGCACGUUGAAAUUCGGCCGACAAGCUGGCGGCGACGACGACUACUAUUACGACGGAGCGUCAGGGUACGACUCCUACUGGAAGAACAUGGCAUCCGGAGGCGGCCAACAAGACGGCUACGGAGACGAUGAUGACUAUGAGGAAGAUGAGGAUGAUGAUGAUGAUGAGGAGGAGGAUGAUGAGGAAGAGGAAGAUGAUGAUGACGAGGAGGAAGAAGAAGGGGAAGAGGAAAAGGCUGCUGAUGCCAUGGCUGGUCUUAAAGUGGACGGGGCUGCCUGAGCUGAGACAGAGACUGGACAGCUCGGUCCUAUAGAUCCAGAUGAGCCGCGGCUGAUGUUCAGUUGUUACAGUGAAGGAAUCAACAGAGACAAACAUGACGAAUCCAAGAAACACAGUUGGCACUAGUACAGAAACCAUAUUUACAUUUUUGUAUGAAUCCCUUACUCUGAGAAAUGUUUCCUACAAAACCCACUCAUGCUGCCGCACAAGAACGAGAAGAUUAGUAGAAACUGACUGACUGAAAAUUAAGCAAACAAGACUAAAUAAAUAUUAAGAUUUUGUCACCCAUCCUGA
Molecule: messenger RNA, 1401 nt
Organism: Epinephelus lanceolatus (giant grouper)
Lineage: Eukaryota; Metazoa; Chordata; Actinopteri; Perciformes; Serranidae
Gene: noazfp
Product: zinc finger protein 330
Cellular component (GO): nucleus
Molecular function (GO): zinc ion binding
Source: RefSeq, a predicted model, not a curated record